This is a messenger RNA of Rotaria sp. Silwood2, 1209 nucleotides long. Lineage: Eukaryota; Metazoa; Rotifera; Eurotatoria; Philodinida; Philodinidae. The record is from the annotation of a GenBank genome assembly.
AUGUCAUCACGUAGUUCAUCAUCAUCAUCAUCUGUGGCAUCUGAACAGACAGCAACUUCUCGUGGUACUAGUGUUAAGGAAUCAUCAUCGGCGAUUAUUUCUGCUUAUCCUACUUCAUCAGCUGAAACAAACACACUAGGAACUGUUUCACCAACAAGCAGCCACAAAUCAUCAGUAGUUAAUGCAACACCAUACGAUGCAGCCAGUAUUGCCACAACAACCAAUACGGGUUUUACAAGUGAUACACGUAUGCCGGCUACUACAGUCAUUCAACAACAGCGAAUAGGCGGUGGUACUCCUGUCAUGCAACCAUCCAUUCCAACAUCACAACAACAACUACCAGGCGUUACUACUUAUCAUGCUAAUACAUCCACGCAACCCACUGUUCGUUUAAUAGAUCCACCAUAUCAGCAAAAUGCAACUCAACCCAAGCAAACCACUGUUGGAGUAACACAUCCACAAUAUCAACAGAACAUAGUACAACCUGGAACUAACUUUUACAAUAGUUCCACUAAAUUACCUAGUGGGGGAUCUUUCUCAAAUACAGCUAAUACCAAUUUUGGUAGUGUAAUAAAUCAACAAGGACCUCACACAGGACAAUAUUAUUACCAACAAAAUCUACAAGCAGGAGUUGGAAAUCAAAUUUUUGGCCAACAAGGCUUUAAUCCAAUAUUUGGUCCAGAUGCAUUUAACGAUGUCGUAUUAAAUAUUGAUUAUGGAGCAAUGGACGCACACAAUUUAGGUAUACAAUCAUCUGGUUUUACCAGCGGAAAAAUACAGGGGAGUUUUGGUGGACCAGUAGUAGGGGGUGUUGGUGAACCAGUAAUGGAGGGUUUUGAUGCCGGUGGAUCAGUACUGGGCGGCUUUGGUGAACCAGUAUUUGGCGGUGUUGGUGGGUCAGCACUAGGGGGUUUCGGUGAACAAGUACUUGGUGGAUCAGGAUUGGGGGGCUUCGGUGAACAAGUACUUGGGGGUGUUGGUGGGUCAGUAUUUGGAGGCUUUGGUGAGCAAGUACCUGGUGGUGAUGGCGGGUCNAUCAUAUUAUUUCAGACAAUAGCAUGGGCAACAGCAAAACGAUGGAAACAUGGUUAUGACAAUGUUCAACUUCAUUUUGAUAUAUGGCGUUCAAUGAAUGGACAAUUUAAUCAACGACAAAUUGAUUCACGUUCAUCAGAUGCUAAAUGGUGUCCAUUUCAGGAUACAUCAUGA